Gastrolobium bilobum is the source of this 1404-nucleotide messenger RNA. RefSeq names its product myb-related protein 308-like. The record is from RefSeq and is a predicted model, not a curated record. Lineage: Eukaryota; Viridiplantae; Streptophyta; Magnoliopsida; Fabales; Fabaceae. The transcript is spliced from 2 exons. The coding region runs from base 470 to 1267 and encodes 265 amino acids.
UCACAUCUUGUCUUUGCCUUGCCCAUAAAAUAUAUUCUACUUUACACCAACCUGAAGGUUACCCAUUGUUAGUGCCUUUGAACUUAUUAUAUCAUAGACGCAAAUAUAGUAUAAAUAUAUCAUCACAGAGAGAGAGAGACAACAGCCACUCCUUUAACCUGUCUCACCAACUCACAUCUAGAAGCAAUUAGGGUCAUUGCUUCUCUCUCUCUCUCUCUCUAUCUCUCUGUCCACCUCUCUCCCUUUGGGUCAAAAGCCUAUAAAAAUCACACCCCAACCGCUUCCUAGGCCGGCUUUGUUGCUACAGCAACACAAGAAACAACAUCAGAGACAUAGACACAGACACAGAGGUUCCCCUAUUCGAAUUGCAAGCCAAUCCAAUCCAAUCCUACCAUACAAUAUUUCUGGUUAUAAAGAAGUAGAGGAACUCAAUUGAAAUCUCUUUGAGAAAGUGAAGUAGUGAUCAAAUAUGGGAAGGUCCCCUUGUUGUGAGAAAGCUCACACAAACAAAGGUGCAUGGACCAAAGAAGAAGAUGAUAGACUCAUAUCUUAUAUUAGAGCUCAUGGUGAGGGUUGCUGGCGUUCUCUCCCCAAAGCCGCUGGCCUUCUCCGAUGCGGCAAGAGUUGCCGUCUCCGGUGGAUCAACUAUCUCCGUCCUGACCUCAAACGAGGAAACUUCACAGAAGAAGAAGAUGAACUCAUCAUCAAACUCCAUAGUCUCCUUGGUAACAAGUGGUCUCUGAUAGCUGGAAGAUUGCCAGGGAGAACAGACAAUGAGAUAAAGAAUUACUGGAACACUCAUAUAAGAAGGAAGCUUUUGAACAGAGGAAUUGACCCUACAACUCAUAGGCAUCUUAAUGAGGCUGUUCAUGCUCAGAAUCAAGAAGCUGUUUCUGUUUCUGCUGCUGCAACAACAACUAUAUCUUUUGCUUCAUCUGGUAAACAAGAACAACAAGAGACAAAUAGUACUAGUAACGCAAGCGUGCUUAAAGGGUCAAUCUUAGAACGUUGCCCUGAUUUGAACCUUGAGUUAACCAUUAGUCCACCACGUCAACAUCAGAUUGAUCAGCCAUUCAAGAGCAUGGAGAGAAGCCUUUGUUUUGUUUGCAGUUUGGGUUUGCAGAACAGCAAGGAUUGUAGCUGUGGGAUUGGUAACGUUGGCAACACUAGUAGUAGUAGUGGCAACACCAACGCCACUGCUGCUGCUUAUGAUUUCUUGGGCUUGAAAACUGAUGUUUGGGAUUACACAAGUUUGGAAAUGAAAUGAAAAGGGUUAAUGCCAAUGGGGUCAUUUCUCAGAAAUAUCUUAUGUUGGAGAGAAUGAAACUCGUUAAUUUUGAAGUCUCUCUCUCUCUCUUAAUUUUAUUUUCUUCUCUAAUUUGUAUAAAUAAUUAGUUGCUGAUG